UAUUGCGAAAACUUGGCUUAAAUUAAUCAAAUGUACAUACAUAAGUAUUUAACGAACUAUGAAUGAAAUUGCCGAGUUGUCUCGCGAACGGCCAACGAAUGGCAGCAGCUGAUGGCUGGCUAGCUGGCAAGUUGAACUGGCUGUUGUCGCAGCGUUUGAAUGAAUGAACCAGGAAUGCAAGCACUGAAUAUCGACUGGUUUCUGUUACUUCAUACAUACAUAUUUGGCUGGGUGUUAACACAUGAAUUUUCAUAAUACUCCAACGAAAACUAAAGUAAACUUAUCACUACAGUUUUAAACCCGCACGCUCACAAAGGCAUGAAGACCCAAUUUUAAAGCCGAUAAUUAAAUUAGAGAAGAGAGGAAAAAUCGUUGAGAACAUUGAACGACCCGACCAACAAGGCAAACGGUGGUAGGGGAACACGUGCGCCACAACAACUACACAGCUAUAGCUCUAGCAACUACUGCGACUGCUGCUGUUGGCGCUGCUAGUGCUAUUAGUACGAGAAGAAGGGUGACCGAUUUUACUUAUUGGAAUUGAGUGUGAACUUGAUGGAAAUGUUUUUGGUUUGAUUUGAGAAUUGAAAAAAAAAGAAAACUAAGACAAACCAAGUAGAAAGAAAGAACUUGAACAGAUAGAGAAUUAGCUACCGAAAAGCAAUUAAGCUGCUGCCGCAUGGAAAAAAAUACCAGACAGGAAAAAAGCAACAAUAACAACAUCAACAUGAAAACGAAUCAAACUACUUUUGUGUGUUAAAAGCAAAAUGUAGUGCCUUUGGAGUGUAAAACUGCUGUGGAUAUUUUAUUUUUAUUUUUUUUAUUGUGUAUGUAACAUUAAUGUAACAUACCCGUGUAACCCAUACGACCGAAAAUAAAUAGUUAUUAAUUAUAUACAGUAAAUAAGUAUAACAUAAUGUCGUUCAUAAAUAAUCUUAAGAAGGUGUUCCACCUUGGCGGUGGCGAGGCGAAGAAGAAACGUCUUUAUAAUAACAUCAAAAUGGACACUGAUCCAACGGAGUUUUGGGAGAUGGUAGGUGAGUUGGGUGAUGGCGCUUUUGGCAAGGUGUAUAAGGCGCAACACAAGGAACAAAAACGCUUUGCAGCGGCAAAGUUGUGCACUCUAGAAGAUGAGGAGAAUCUAAGCGAUCAUAUGGUUGAAAUUGAUAUCUUAUCAGAGAUAAAACAUCCAAAUAUAGUGGAAUUAUACGAAGCAUUCUCAAUAGAAGAUAAGCUGUGGAUGUUAAUUGAGUAUUGCGAUGGCGGAGCAUUAGACAGCAUUAUGGUGGAAUUGGAGAAGCCGUUAACUGAACCACAAAUAGCCUACGUGUGCCGACACAUGACUGAAGGUCUUAAUUUUCUGCAUAAAAAUAAAGUAAUACAUCGUGAUUUAAAGGCUGGUAAUGUUUUGCUAACCAUGGAGGGCGGUGUUAAGUUAGCUGAUUUCGGCGUAUCGGCUAAAAAUAAGCAUACUCUCCAAAAGCAUGACACUUUCAUAGGCACACCCUAUUGGAUGGCACCGGAGCUAGUGCUUUGUGAAACAUUUCGAGAUAAUCCUUAUGACUUAAAAGUGGAUAUCUGGUCAUUGGGCAUAACAUUAAUUGAGUUAGCGCAAAUGGAACCACCAAAUAGUGAAAUGUCACCGAUGCGUGUUUUAUUGAAAAUACAAAAGAGUGAACCGCCAACACUGGAUCAGCCAUCAAAAUGGAGUAAAGAAUUCGUUGAGUUUCUCAAAAAAUCAUUGGUCAAAGAUCCACAACAACGUCCCGCUACAGAUAUUUUAUUACAACAUAGAUUCAUAAAUUGUGAAUUAGACGCUAAACCCAUAAAAGACUUAUUAUUAGAAUAUAAAGCUGAAGUUGUUGAAGAAGUUGUCGAUGAUGAUGCUGAGGAACCCCGCAACUCGGCGCUCCGGCUCGACCUGGACGAUGACUCUGCCUCUUUGCAGAGCCAAGAUAUUGACAAACUUCCAGGUACCCCAACAUCAGUAUCUAUGGACUCUAAAGAACCAAAUCAAACAAAUAGUAUACCACAAAGUAAACUAUCACAACCGCAACAACCACAACAAGUUGGAGCUAAAGAAAAUAAAGAAAACGCUUCACCUGUUUUGCAAAAAAGUCUUGAAAAUAAUCAAAUAUCAAAAUCUUCUAAAGCGACAGCAAAGGAAGAUGAACAAAAAAUUAGCGUUAAUAAUACGCCAAAGGAUAAUAAUACGAGUAACAACAACAAGCCGCUUUCUGCCAGUGCCGUGGUUAGUAAGCAGCAAGCCGUUGUUGCUAACGAAGCUGAUAAUAGUCUUCCGGAGAAAGGCGUUGAUGCUGAGAGGAAGAUUACCAAAAAAGAGAAGGGUAAGGCACCACCCCCACCAUCUGCAGCCAUUGCUGCUGCUGCUGCUGCCGCUGCCGCCAGCGCUGUUAUUUCCAAAACGCCAGAAGCACCACCAGCACCAGCAGCAAAUGCACGCACAGAACCGGAACGCCGCAUCACAGAUGAAGCGACGCCCAUUGAGCUGACUCAAAAUGUGGAAAUCGAUGUCAAUCAAGCGACGUCAGAGGCAUACAACGCUAACGAGCAUCAAGAGCAAGCGCAUGCCUUGCCAUCACCACCAUCGCCAACCACAUCAUCAGCUGCGGUAUCGGUUAAUUCCACUUCGUCGUCAUCGGUUAAGAGUGGGGCCAUGUUAAGCUCCAGCACAUCGCUAAUUACCAUUAAUAGCGAGGCUUCGCCAUCGAGCACACCCACGCGUUCCUUUGGCAAUCAGGCACAGCAACAAAGUGUGGUACAGCCAAAUAGCUUGGAAGCUGGCGUUAGUCAAAUAAGGGUGGUCACCAGCACGCACCCACCAGUUAUCAUAGACAAUUCUGUGCCGCCUGCUGCUGCUCAGAGUGAAGUGAUUAUCGUUUCAAAUGAUUUGAAUAAAAGCACACACGUGCCAGAAUCCUCGACAGAUGAUGACUUCACUUCGUUCGAUGACAGUCUGGGCGAUUCACCGCUAUCGCCACGACAAUCAUCGAUGAUAGUGGCAGUUUGCGAGAAAGGCAGCGUUGAAGAGACGGACAAGGCUGACAUUAUGGGCAAGUCGGCGCGCGCACGCAAAUUGGAUGAAAGUGAAGUGCUUAUUGUUAGCCCAUCUUUCGUUGACGACGACUCGGCCUAUAAUACAGCCACUGGCAGUCACGAUCACAGCGAACAUCUAAUGGACACCAGUCACGUUUCGGUUGUCACUGUCGGCGAUGAGAUAAAAGUCAAGGAUAGCAGUCACUUAAAUAACGAUCAAUAUGAUACAACACUUAGCAACGAUAACAACAAUCUAAAUAACCAACGACCAUAUGUUAAGAAUCACCAAAAUGGCCAAAUAAUUACAGGCACACCCACAGAAGAUGUAAAUAUUAUUAUUAACCGUAAUACGCCACAAGACAUUAGUGCCGGCAAGCGGCCGUCACCGGACAAUAGCGUAGGCUCCAUGGAUUCACGUACACUGAGCGAAAGCGGUUCGCUACGCUCGAGUGGCGGUGUCGUACGACGGGCCGUCGGCUUGAAUAUUGCAACGGUAGAUCAAAGUGACGUGGAAAGUAUCGGCACCACAACUAGUCAUGAUAGUCGUAAUGAGGCGGAGGCUCCCAUAAUGGGUACGAAAAUACCCGAGGACGAGGAGGUGGUCAUACGACGAAAACAAGGAGCGCCAAAGAUAGUUGCACCAGCCGGGCCGACUAAAGAAGAAAUCGAAUUACGUAAUCUACGUAAGAAGACACGAAAACGUACACGAAAAUUCGAAAUCGACGGUGUACAAAUGACGACCACCACAAGCCGUGUCAUCUACGGUGAUGAGGAGUCUGGUCGACUCUACGACGAUCAUGUGUUCCGUAAGCAGGAACUGCGUGAAUUGAAAAUGUUGCAAAAACAAGAGAAGAAACAACAAAACGAUUUGCAAUUGAAGGAGCAAAUUGCGCGUGAACAGCAGGAUCGUCGGUUCGAACAAGAACGUAUAUCGUUGGAAAAGACUUACGAAGCUGAUAUGGAUACUUUGGCAAGGCAACAGAAGCAAUUAAUUGAGCGGACCGAGCAGGCGCAGGAGCAUGAGUUGCGUACAUCCUCCAAACGCAUACGUUCCGAACAAGAACAGGAACUGAAAAUCUUCCGUGAGAAUCUUAAACAAGAAAUCCGUUUGCUUAAACAGGAAGUUGACUUACUGCCCAAAGAUAAACGUAAAGAUGAAUUCAAGCAACGUCGUUCCGCCAUGGAACUAGAUCAUGAGGAGAAGGAACGCGCCUUCUUGGAUUCGCUUAAGGAACGCCAUGAAUUGCUCUUGCGGCGAUUAAGCGAAAAACAUCGCGAUCAUCUUGCCACAAUUAAUCGCAAUUUCCUACAACAAAAACAAAAUGCCAUGCGUACACGCGAAGCGUUACUUUGGGAGUUGGAAGAGAAGCAGUUGCACGAACGCCAUCAAUUGGCUAAACGACACGUCAAGGAGCUAUGCUUCAUGCAACGCCAUCAAAUGAUUGUGCGGCACGAGAAAGAGUUGGAUCAGGUGAAGAAGAUGUUGCAACGCAAAGAGGAGGAUAUGAUCAAGAAACAGGCGUUGGAGAAACGUGCACUGCCCAAGCGUAUACGUGCCGAACGUAAAGCGCGCGAUUUGAUGUUCCGUGAGUCAUUGCGCAUAUCAACAAAUCUAGAUCCGGAAGUUGAAAGAGAACGUCUAAAGAAGUUCCAAGAGCAAGAGAAGAAACGUUACACCCAGGAAGAGCGCCGAUUUGAAAUUAAACAUCAGAAACAAUUGGAAGAGCUACGCGCUACACGCGAGGGGGCGAUAAGAGAACUUGAACAACUGCAGAAUGAGAAACGUAAGGCAUUGGUCGAGCACGAACAAGCCAAGCUUACGGAUAUCGAUGAGCGCUUGAAGGCUGAGUUGCGUGACUGGAAGGAGCAAUUAGUACCUAGAAAGCAGAAACUAAUCGAUACGCUCAAUAAAUCGUCUGAACGUUUUGAACAAAAACACGGUGCCAUACCCGAUCGUGUGCCAUACACCACGAAAGAUAUUGAAGUGCCAUCGCACCUGCGUGGCUUCUUCAACGAUGCGCCACGUUCACUGCCGCGCGGUCUCUUCCUCGGCGACAAUCAAAUGUUGCGUUCAUCACGCACCUACUUUUCGCUCACCGCCGAUCAGCGUGCUAAAUUCACCGGCUCCACGCCCGAUCUGAGUCGCAGUGUGCCCACCACGCCGAUAUUCCGCAAAUUUGCGCAACCGAAAAUGCGUAGCGACAGUUUAGCGCUGGAUAGAGCACCCAAAUUGCGUGAGGAACGUUUCGACGAAGAUAUUGUUGAGUUGAGGCAAGCGCACGGUCUGCUAACGCCACGUUUCACCAACGUCGCAGCAGCGCCAACUUCAAGGCACGACAUGAUCGCUGAGUUGCCGCCCAUAGAAGAUGCCGGUCAGAUGAAGGAAAUUAGUGUGCAAACACCUACAAUGGGUGCUAGUCGACAAGUGGAGACGACGCCACGACCUGCUAUGACCAGCUUCCGUAGCACAAUGCCCGCACCGCCGCCGCCUGCACAGAGUCGGAAUUAUGCAAUGUCGAGUGAAGCGUUGAAUGUACGAAACUCCAGCUACGAUGCUGAUUUGGUAAGCAAUCGUUUUCAGAGCAGAGAAAAUGCAAAAUUUCUUACGCCAGCAGCAGCAACUACAACAACAGGGAUGAGCGCAAAUGCUACAGCGAGCAAUAACACUACCGCCGCGGAAGCGGAAUUGCGUCAGCAAGCGCAAAAUCUUCUAUACUCCUCAUCGUUUGCCAUUAAACGGCCCUCACUUUAUGGCAGCGGUCGCUCUUCGCUCGGCAGUUCACAAUCACUCUAUGACAUUUAUGAGAGCAACACACAUUUCCGCAACGAGCCACACACCAGCACCGCUGCGGAUAUGCGCUUAUCGACGCAUAAAGCUAGCGCGCUCCUGGACAGCAUUGAUCCCUCUUUGCGCGCCUCCAUUAAAUUGGGCAGUGUGCAGGAGGUGAAUAGUGUGGUGGAUAGUGAGGUGAAAUAUACGAUACCACGCGUUGGAACAAUUGAACGGAAAUCGAAAUCGAAGAAAAGUGUAAACAGUUCUUUGGAGGAGGACUCAGUGGCUUAGUGUUGGCGGCAAAUUUGAGAGGAAAGCAAGAAAAGGAAUUCGAAAGGCAAACAAAUUAAAUGUAUUAAAGCGACGGCCUGUGCAAUGAGGAAAAAAAAAUAAUGCAAAUGAAAAUCAUAUUUGUACACAUACAUACAUAUGUAAAAUCUAACUUAAGGCCACUUAAUGUGCAAAUCAAAUCAAAACAAAAACAAAAAGAAGGAAAAAUACUACUUUGUCCAUGCAUUUGCAUAUACUCGUACAUACAAACAUUCAUGCUUUAAAUAAUUGCUUAAUGAAACAUAUGCAAGUGAUGCUCUUCAUUUGUUCAUUUGUUGUUGGCACUAACACACUAACACUCUAACCACUUACAAACUAACAUUCUUAAUUUAUUGCGUUUAUUGCGUUUAUUUAUUGUUGUAAUCACUCGUUUAUAUCGAUCACUCUACGACACUCUCUUUUGUGUAUUACAUUCCAUUGAGUUAUGGUUGGCUGUGUGUGUAACUUAAAAAGCCAUAUUUUCUUCUACAUUUUGAAAAACCAAUAAAAGUCAUUCGGAAAAAAAAAACAUUCCUAUGCGAGAUUGAUCUACUUAGAGUGUAAAAAUUCUUAAAAAUUAAUUUUUUUUUACUGGAGAAUACAUGCAUUGUCUCAACGCCUAAAGCUAUGCAACAAAAACCGCGGGGUUUCGAUCGUCCCCUUGGUUUUCUGAUCUAUGUGUAGGAGUCUUAAAAAGUGUUUAGAAUAGAUUUAUUUACAGUAAUUAUAAAACUUUACACUUUGAACGCCUGAAAGUAUGCAACACUUAGAUGUUAUAAUCUCAAGCCCUCCAAAAUUAUGCAAUCAGCUUUGGGUCCUGUGUAAGCAGCGCUCAGAAGCAUUAGUAUUUUCAUUUUUAACAGUAAUAAAGUAUUAUACACAUUAAAUGUUUUAAAAGCAGCUACAAUGAAGUGUUAAAAUCUUAAACCCUCCAAAGUUAUGCAACCAAAGACGUUAUUCAGCAUUAAGUCAUGUGUAAGCAGGGCAUUUCGUAACAAUAAUGAAGCAUUUUGCACUUCAAAUGCCUGAAAGUAUGCAACGCUUAAGUGUUAUAAGUUUGAAAUGCCGCAAGUUAUGCAACAAAAACUGUCUGUUUCGUAAAAAGCACUUAGAAACAUUUGAAAUGGCGUUUAUAACAAUAAUGAGCUCUUGUGCACAUUAAACGCCCAAAGGUAUGCAACGUUUAAGUGUUGAAAGCUCAAGGAACCUAACAUACGUGUAUUACAGCCAGAGUAGUUAUUCUACCCUGAUUCCUUGUGUCACAUGUAAGAAGCUUAUUUCAAUUAACGCUUUAUAAAUAUUAAAGUAUACAAUGCACAUACAAAUUUGAAGUAAAUUCAACGUAAAAUCUCUUUUGCAUAUUUUCAACUAGAACUCAGCUGCAUUAAUAAAUUAAAUUAAACACGCCCAAAAGUAUGCAUCAUGUGUAUUUUGAUCAGUUUUUAAAAGCCUUAUGGCUUUGUUUUUCGUCUUCGCCGAAAAGCUCCAAAGACAGUGAGAAAUAUUUGUCUAUUGAAACAGUGUUUUUAGUUUCUAACGCCUGAACGUAUGCCUUAAGUAAUGUAAAUCAUAUUUCUUGCAUACUUUUAGGUAUAAUGUAGUUUCACGUGUGUUUUUAAUGAAUUAGAUUUCGCAUGGUAAUAAGCGCUAGAACAUUAUUUCACUAAUUCAUUCGCGGUAGAGAAUAUUAUAGUGUUUUUGGACACAAAAUGCUUAGAAAAAGUGGUUGUAAGAAUAGUUGAAAUAUUCUUCCGAUUUAUAUUGCUGCAGUGUAGUCUUUUUCUAAUGAAAAAAAUUAAAAAAAAAUAGUAUAAA
Ceratitis capitata (Mediterranean fruit fly) is the source of this 7951-nucleotide messenger RNA. It is a transcript of the gene Slik, whose product is annotated as serine/threonine-protein kinase 10. Gene Ontology annotation, molecular function: ATP binding; protein serine/threonine kinase activity. The record is from RefSeq and is a predicted model, not a curated record. The transcript has 12 exons. The coding region runs from base 914 to 6118 and encodes 1734 amino acids. Gene Ontology annotation, biological process: protein phosphorylation. Lineage: Eukaryota; Metazoa; Arthropoda; Insecta; Diptera; Tephritidae.